Messenger RNA from Paramacrobiotus metropolitanus, 2163 nucleotides. RefSeq names its product trichoplein keratin filament-binding protein-like. Gene Ontology annotation, cellular component: keratin filament. The record is from RefSeq and is a predicted model, not a curated record. Lineage: Eukaryota; Metazoa; Tardigrada; Eutardigrada; Parachela; Macrobiotidae. The transcript is spliced from 11 exons. Gene Ontology annotation, biological process: apoptotic process. The coding region runs from base 219 to 1754 and encodes 511 amino acids.
GCAAAGAGAUUAGCAAUCCAAUUUAGACGAGUACUUACUACUUGCGAGUACUUAUGACUUAUGGUUAGCUAAAGCCUAAAGGGACAUAUCUAUGCUCUGCAAUCUGCACUGCAGGAGUGCUGAGUUUCCUGUGCUGCGCAGAGUGCGUGUCAGCCGCCAGCCAUCCGGAAGCAGGAAUUCAUGUAACAUGAUUGCGGAUUUGGCUCUCGUAAUUGAUCAUGUCAGCGAAGUCAACAACUUCACGAUGGACGCCAGGGAGCCUGCGAGCGCAGCACGAGCUUAUGUUGCAGCGACGCAAUCUGGAGGAGCAGCGACAUAAUACACUGGAAAAGAAUCUGCAGCAUAUCCAGAAGGCGGAAACGGAUGCAGCCGGCUAUUCUAAGCUGACAUCCGAUCGUACUUUCAAAGCCAGCGUAGACAACUUCAUGCGACAGCGUAUUGAACAACAGAAAGAUGCUGAUAUGAAGAUUCGACGCGCAGAAUUGGCAGCGUUGCUGUACAAAGAAGAAGUGGAUUAUCAGACGGAAAUAAUGGAACAGUUGAAGAACGCGGGUGACGAUCGUGUGAGAGAGCUGAAAGAACGGGCAGAACAGCUUCGGCAGUCCCGUACGAGACAACAGGAACAGCUUGUAGCCGAAAAACUUCAUGAAGCUUGGAAAAAGAACUGCCCUGAACUUCGGGAGGCUGUAACCAAACAAAUUGAUUUGGAAACGAGUAAAGCGUGGGGUGACCAAAUUGGCAUCAAACAGCAGAAUGCCGAGGAGGAGAAGCGCAUGGAAAGUCAGAUGCUGGAGAAUAUGCGCCGCGAAAUCCAGUUGGCUGAAGAACGAGAUCAGGAGAAACGUUCGAUUGAACGAUCUCGUAUGCAUGACCUUACUGAAGUAUGGCAAGAACAAGUUGACGACCUACGCACACGUGAAAGCCAGCUGACUGCCCUUAAGCAACAGGAGCGUGAACUCCUGGCGCAGCUAGGUGAAUUAGCGCGCCUGGAGGAUCAGCGGAAAAAGCUGGAAGAGUCCGAGCAGAAAAAGGACUUUGGGGCAAACCUGAUGAAGCAGCAUGCCGCUUUUCUUCGUCGUCGCAAUCGCCAAGUCCAAGACAGUCUGAAACUUGAUCGACAAAUCCUGGAAUCCGUACAACAUAUGGAGGAGGAAGCCGUUGGAAGAGACCAGUUGAAGAAAGAGCACGAGCGAUCCGUCGCCGCGCAGAUGAGGGAAGCUAUGGAGGACAGGAUCCGCAGGGAAAAGGAACGGGAAAGCGAAAUUGAUCGCCUGGACAGGGAAGAGGCUAAGCAGUACUGGGAAAAGCGCGAAGAAGAGUGGGCUGCUGAGGAAAACGCCCGGAAGGGCCUUGUGAAUGAAGUUAUCGGAGAUCUGAAGAGGCAGAUUCGGUUCAAGAUGGAUGUCAAUCGCCAAACUCAGUGUCAGUUGGAGAGUGAGCGAGAAGAGCUAACGUCACAGAAGAAGUUAGCGGAAAUGGAACAGCAGCGUCAGCUGGAUGAUAUGACGCGUGCUCAGUCGAUCCGGCGACAUGAUCUUGACGCUCAAAUGCGUGAGCUGGAGGAAAAGCAAGCUCGAGAUCGCCAGUCUGCUACCGAAGAACAAGCAAAGAGGCAAAUGGAGCAGCGCAGUUACGAUGAUUUCCUCUCACGGGAAACUGCAAAGAUGGGAGUCGGGCCUAAUAACCGGUGCCAGUCGGCUUCGUCUUACGGCAGCAGGCCUGGUAGUUUUCGAUACCAUGAUAAUUUUCGAUAAUUGUUCGCGGUGUUAAAAGUAUGGGGUUAACUCGAAUCUUCCGUAUACCCUCGAGGAUGUGCGUUGUGGACCAGUGGAAGGAGGAUCCUUCUCGUUCAUGGUUUUCGGCACCGAUGCUCGUAAACGGUAAACCUCUUUUUGAUAAUGAUAAUGAUUAAUUUUGAAGAUUAUCGUGCUUUGAUUUUGGUGAUCUUUUAGAUGAUAAUAAUGUACUGGUUGCAGAUGCAUGCUUUUUGUAGGUGUUAUUUGAAAUGUCUCUAAGGCGUUUUAGCGAAGUCUUAAGGGUAGAUCAUGUUUUUCUGAUCUUCUACUGUUGAUUCUUUGUUUUAACCGAAAUUAAUAUUAUUUGUUAUCUUCUUUAUCCGCGUCGACAUCUUCAACCGUAAAAACAAAGAUUGGUCGCGGACCC